Messenger RNA from Fusarium coffeatum, 2586 nucleotides. RefSeq lists its product as uncharacterized. Lineage: Eukaryota; Fungi; Ascomycota; Sordariomycetes; Hypocreales; Nectriaceae. Gene Ontology annotation, biological process: glucan catabolic process. Gene Ontology annotation, molecular function: beta-glucosidase activity. The transcript is spliced from 7 exons. The coding region runs from base 1 to 2586 and encodes 861 amino acids. The record is from RefSeq and is a predicted model, not a curated record.
AUGAACGAGUCAAACACCCCUUCUACUCCAGACACAGAGUUCUCUUCGCCAUGUAGUCCACCGCAAAAGAUACAGUAUCUAAGAGAUACUCGUUCUGCAGCAAAGGAGAAGUUGGCACAACUGACCUUGGAAGAAAAGGUCUCCCUUCUCACAGCUGCAGACUUUUGGAGAACAAAAGCCAUUCCAGAGAAAGGCAUCCCCUCCAUCAAAACAACAGACGGUCCUAACGGCGCACGCGGCGGUAUCUUUGUCGGUGGCACAAAAGCCGCCUUAUUCCCAUGCGGCAUCUCCCUCGCAGCAACAUGGAACAAAGACCUUCUCUACCAAGUCGGCCAACACCUCGCCCAAGAAGUCCGAGCCCGCUCAGCAGAAAUGCUCCUCGCCCCAACGGUCUGCAUGCACCGCCAUCCCCUCGGCGGUCGAAACUUUGAGUCCUUCUCUGAAGAUCCGCUUCUCACUGGAAAGUUGGCUGCGCAGUAUAUCAAGGGUCUUCAGGACAGGGGUGUUGCAGCUACCAUUAAGCAUUUCGUGGGUAAUGAGCAAGAGACCAACAGACUCACGAUAGACUCGCUCGUUACAGAGAGACCUCUUCGUGAGAUUUACCUCAAGCCGUUUGAGAUUGCUGUUCGAGAAGCGAAUCCUUGGGCUGUCAUGUCGUCGUACAACCUCAUCAACGGCGUCCACGCGGAUAUGAACAAACACACCCUAAAAGACAUCCUUCGCGGAGAAUGGGGAUACGAGGGUACCGUCGUUUCAGACUGGGGCGGCGUAAACUCAAUAAUCGACUCCGUAGAAGCAGGCUGCGACAUCGAAUUCCCCUACUCUCCCAAAUGGCGUCUUGACAAGCUCAUCGCAGCCGUCAAAGAUGGCCGUAUGUCGAUUGACUCUAUUGAUCAAGCAGCAGAGAACGUGCUUGCGCUGGUGGAACGCCUCAAGGGUGGUGAUAUGUCUCCAGAACAGCCCGAGCGUGAAGACGAUCGUGAAGAAACGAGACAGUUGAUCAGAGCAGCUGGUCACGAAGGUCUCACUCUUCUGAAGAACGAUGAUGGUAUUCUUCCACUGUGUCCAAAGACUACCAAGGUCGCCGUCAUUGGACCGAACGCGAAUCGUUCUAUUGCUGGUGGUGGCGGAAGCGCGAGUUUGAACCCUUACUACAACACCAUCCCCCUGGACAGCAUCCGCAAGGCAUCGCAACAAAAAGUAGCUUUUGCACAAGGCUGCCAUAUCCACAAGUGGCUCCCCGUUGCGUCGGAGUACUGCACUGAAAAGUCAGGCAAACCAGGCGUUCACAUCGACUGGUUCGCAGGCGACAAGUUCGAGGGUAACCCCGUGGUGACGCAGCGUCGAACAAACACAGAUCUCUUCCUCUGGGAUUCAGCGCCCCUGAAUGAAGUCGGUCCUGAGUGGUCCGCCAUCGCAACCACGUACCUCACGCCCAAAACAACAGGAAAGCAUACUAUCAGCUUCAUGAGCGUAGGACCAGGCCGACUCUUCGUCGAUGGGAAAAAGGUUCUCGACUUGUGGGACUGGACAGAGGAAGGUGAAGCUAUGUUUGACGGCUCGAUUGAUUAUCUCGUCGACGUCGACAUGGAAGCUGACAAGGCCGUUGAGCUUCGUGUGGAGAUGACCAACGAACUUCGCCCUAUUUCCAAGCAGAAGCAGUUCGGCAUCACGCACAAGUACGGCGGUUGUCGCAUUGGUUUCAAAGAGCAGGAUAAGGUGGAUUAUAUCCAACAGGCUGUUGAAACGGCGCGUGAUGCUGAUGUUGCGGUUGUUAUUGUUGGUGUAGAUGCUGAGUGGGAGUCUGAGGGGUAUGAUCGUCAGACGAUGGAUCUUCCUGCUGAUGGAAACCAGGACAGAUUGAUCGAGGCGGUGGUAAAGGCUAACCCGCGAACUGUUGUCGUUAACCAGUCUGGUAGCCCAGUGCAUAUGCCGUGGGUUGACCGAGUACCUGUUAUCCUCCAAGGCUGGUAUCAAGGUCAAGAAGCAGGCAAUGCGUUGGCUGAUGUGCUCUUCGGCAUCGAGAACCCAAGCGGCAAACUCCCAAGCACAUUUCCCAAACGCAUCGAGCACACCCCAGCCUGGCACAACUGGCCGGGCGAAAACCACAAAGUCCUCUACGGCGAAGGUCUCUACAUCGGCUACAAGCACUACGACCACGCCAAGAUCGAGCCUCUGUUUCCUUUCGGCCACGGCCUCUCCUACACAACCUUCGAAUACGGCCGUCCCGAAAUCACCCCCAAAACACUAACCCCCAACAGCGAAAUCACAAUCACCCUCGCCAUCUCCAACACAGGCCCACGCGCCGGUUCAGAAAUCGUGCAGAUCUACGUCCACGACGAAAAGAGCAGACUGCCACGCCCUGAAAAAGAGCUCGUGGCAUUCGAGAAGGUGUUUCUUGAAGCUGAGGAGACGAGACAUAUUAGCAUCAAGCUGGAUAAGUAUGCUGUUGGGUAUUAUGAUGAGACUGUUCCUGGGUGGAUUGCUGAGGAGGGCACGUUUAAGGUGUUGAUUGGAGCGUCGAGUACGGAUAUCAGGCGAUCGACCAAGUUUAGUGUGAAGGAGUCGUUUACUUGGGUGUUCUGA